This is a messenger RNA of Brassica rapa (field mustard), 2515 nucleotides long. RefSeq lists its product as uncharacterized. NCBI's taxonomy places the organism in Eukaryota, Viridiplantae, Streptophyta, Magnoliopsida, Brassicales, Brassicaceae. The record is from RefSeq and is a predicted model, not a curated record.
GUCGUUCGUUACUGUAGUUAAGAGUCUCUCACCUUGGAUGUGCUUUUUGACCUCCUCCUCUCUCUCCCUCCAUCCAAAAGAAGCUCUUUUCUCUCUCCUCUUCUGCCUUCUCCAAACCGCCGGAGCAAAAACCAAAACAAAAAAGCUGUCUGAACUCAUAAAGAAACUUACUCUACAUUGAAAAGAAACGCAGCUCAAAUGAGUAUCUGGAUCUCUGGUUCUUCGGAUUCAAGAAAGGAGCAUACUUUUGUCUAAUGAUAGAUAGUUACUUCACUGAGAUUUUCAAAUUAUAAAGUUUUGAUUUUUAUUGUUAGGUCAGUUCGAAAGUUUGCCUUUUUCUUGGUUUGAGUUCUUUUUGAGUGUCUUGUUGUGUAAUGGAGAGUAAUGAUGACAAAAACCUGAAGGCUAUUAAUGCUUCAGUAGGAAGAUUGGUCUGGGUUCGUCUCCGUAACGGUUCUUGGUGGCCAGGACAGACUCUGCUUCAUGAGGAAGUUCCUGAAAGCCCUCUGCUUUCUCCAAAACUCGGCACUCCUAUAAAGCUUCUAGGUCGUGAUGAUGUUGGCAUUGAUUGGUAUGUACUUGAAAAGUCCAAGAGCGUGAAGGCGUUUCGUUGUGGAGAGUAUGAUGCUCACAUUGAGAAAGCAAAGGCUUCUGCUGCUGCAGCGAGGGCUAGUAGUAAGAAGACUGUCAAAUGUACUCGCCGAGAGAAUGCCAUUAUCAGUGCCUUAGAGAUUGAGAAUGCACAUCUUGCAAAAGAAGACCAUCCAGACAAUAAUUUGUGUAGUGAGGAGGAAGAUGAUGAGGUUACAGAAUCUGAAGAUAGAGGAGAAGCUGAAGAUGAACUUGAGCUAUUGCAAUCUAGUAUGUCUUCCCAAGAAAUGGUGAAGGUGGAGCCAAAGAGAAGAAGAACACCGAAUGACUCUGAAGAAGAUGGGACUGAAGGAAACAAGCGAAUGAGAGGGCUUGAGGACAUUGGAAAAGAACAUGUGGGUGCUACUGUCUUGCAUAGGCAAGAAAUGGGUUCAAUCUGUGAUGUAAACCUCAGUAAUGGCUAUAUUGUUUCCAAUGGGUACAAGGCAUGCUCACCGUUGUCACUGAAAAGAAAAAGGUCCCAAGUCACUAACGGUAGUGAGUGCUCUAAAAGGAAAAACCGAAGCCGGCAACUGACAAAGGUGUUAGAGUGUACAGCUAUGGUCUGUGUCCCUGGUACCUCUGACCAGCUUGUCACAUCUGGAUUGGAGCCUGUUGAAUCCAUGAAGAGUGUAUCUGUUGUAAUCAACAAUAACUCAGAUAGCACUGGGGUCUCAUGCGAGAAUGCUCCUGAGAAUGUUGUUGGAGACUCACAUAACAACAAGGCAAAAGACAGUGAAACUUCCAGCGUAUCAGUUUCAGCGGAAGACGCUGUGCAGUUAUACGAUGUUCCAUUAACUGAAGGAGAAGCAAAACACUCUGCAGGUUUUCCAGCAGCUUGCACCAUUUCCUCAUCAAGGGCAGCUCUUGUUUCCGCCUUGACAAGGCGGUGUAGUCAUGAUGUGUCUGUUAAGAAAGAGGCAAGAAAUGGAUCAGCUUUUGCAAAUCCACCAGAUACACAACUUGUCAUCUGGAACUCGAACGGGAUUGAGAAGAGCACUUCUAAGUGGAAGCUAAAAGGAAAGAGGAACUCAAGGCAGAGGAGUAAGAAACAAGAAGCGAGAAGUGGUGUGUACAGCGAGGAAGCUAAUAAUAACAGGCCACUGCUUCUUCCUGCGCUGUUCGAAGUGAAGAUUGAAGUAAGAGCUAGCUGUAACAAACCACGAGUUCCACUGGUUUCUCGUAUGAGUAAACUGAACGGUAAAGCUAUUGUGGGGCAUCCUGUAAGUGUUGAAGCCUUGGAAGAAAGCUACUACAACGGUAUGGUGAUGUCUCAAGCUGUUGUAAAGGCAAAGUCAUUGUCUAAAAAGAAGAGCAACAAGAGGAAAACAACUGGUCCUUUUGGAAAGUCAUCGAAGUCAAAGAAGAAAUCGUCUUCCCUAUCGGUAAAGACAAGAAGGCUCUCUACUCUGACGGAAAGAAGCAAGAAGCAGACAAUAGAAAAGCUAAAGGAAACGGUUGUGGCUUGUAUACCGUUGAAAGUAGUGUUUAGUAGGAUAAACCAAGUGUUGAAAGGCUCAGCAAGACAAACACAACACCGAGCAUUGCCAUCUGCUGUCAAAACAUGAGAGAUAUGUGGCUUUUACUUCUUUUUUUUUCUGUUUGUUUCCACUUUCAUAGAUCUGUAAUAGGCUGCUUUAGGAGUGAACCAUCACUGAUGGGUUUUGCUGUUUUGGGUACACAAAGACUGAGACUUUUGAGUCAUUCAGUGAGAGUCAAAACAUGGGCAAAUGUACAUAUAGCAGUAGUUAAUGGUUGAGAUGUAAAACUGAGAGAUUUAGAGGUUGAAGAGAUGAGAUUACUGCUUAGAGAGGAUUUGCUUGUUUCAGUUUAUUAACUCAACAUUGUUUGUUUUUGAACUUUCAAGUUCUUGUUCUGUGGUUUA